This is a messenger RNA of Colletotrichum paranaense, 807 nucleotides long. RefSeq lists its product as uncharacterized. The record is from RefSeq and is a predicted model, not a curated record. Bases 1 to 807 code for a protein of 268 amino acids. NCBI's taxonomy places the organism in Eukaryota, Fungi, Ascomycota, Sordariomycetes, Glomerellales, Glomerellaceae. The transcript has a single exon.
AUGUCACACGUGGACCGAAUUACUGGAAGAGUAACACCUCUUCCCUCACUCCCGGGUGCUGAGAUUGAAGCCGAGGUCAUUGCCAGAUUACAAUCCGCUAAUUUGGCCCUGACUGGAUCUGACGCAACGAAAGAAGCCAUUCUCUUUAACAUUCACCAAUAUGACAUCUUGCACCUAGCCACUCACGACUACUUUUCGGAGGAGUUCUCAACACUCUCAGAAAUAUCUGUUGCUAACGGAAAGUGCAUCUCUGUUGAAGGCUUCUCUGACGCAGGCAUGGAUCAUGAGCUCGUUGUUAUGAGCCCCUGUCACACUGGAGGAGUGUCUUAUGCCGGUGGUGGGAGUACCGCAGGAUUUGCUACAAGUCUGAUUGCUUCUGGCGUGAGAAAUGUGUUAGUCACUUUGUGGCCUAUCAAUGACAACAUUACAGUCAUUUUUAUGAGACGCUUCUAUGAAAGCCUCGCAUCGGGUCAGUCACUGAGAGAAGCCUUGAAGGCAGCUCAGUCAGCUAUGUUUCAGGCGCUUCCGCGGGCAGUCGAGAUAGAGUUGGCCGAAAUAAGGGAUUUACUUGGGAAUGGCGAAAAGCAGGAUACUGAGAGAAUCAUAGCACCGCUUGGAGGCAAAAAGGGUCAUCUGAACUAUUCUCAGCCGACAUAUUGGGCGGCUUUCGUUCUGAUGGGGGCUGACUUGAACGUUUCUGAGAGCCCCGAGGAGCACCAUCCAGAGUCGGGUAGCAACACAGAACACCGGCAUAGACCUGUGUAUUAUAGAGGUGGUCCAAGGAUUAUAGGUGUGCAGUGGAGUUAG